CGUUGAUUGUUCCUGACGCACUUGCCCCCCUACCACCCUUCCACAGCAUGAACCUAGGGUCUUUCCAUUCCCAGCCUUCUCUAGGACAUUGACACUCUACACACAAACCUAAGAUCGUUCCAAUCUAUACCUAUCUCGUUUGACUGGGCACAUUUUUCUAUUCCGUCCCUCGUAACUAAUCUCGAGCGUUCCAUUUCCUACACUCAGGCUUGGCUAGAGAUACUGGAGUUGUUCAAUUGUUAUCCCAAAGAUCGUCACAUUGCGUUCAAUACUUUGGCACGUACUAGCAAACUAUUCUUCCCUCGAGCCUAUACUAACAUGAAAUAUAAAAUGGCACACUUUUUCUCACAGUUCUCAGAUUUAUUUCCUUAUGUUGCAUGGGCAUCAACCUCAUAUAUUUCGCAGCUUGUUCCUCACAUUUAAUCAUGCCUACAGAUCAUUGAAAGGUUCACACUUGUUAUUUUCCUUCGCUCUUACUUUUCGUUUGAAUGGUCAGGUUGCCUACCUAGUACCCAGCGUUCAGCCUGCCCUUGUCACUCGCUUGUCUAUCAUUCCAACUAUCCAACAGCAAAACCCGUCGAUUAAAUAUCGAUUUGCCCCUUUUCCAUAUCGCCAAGCCCCCUGUUUAUCCUCUUCGUUCGGCGACCGAAAAUGUCGGACAACCAGCAACUUCAGCUUGGAACCGAACUGUCGUCCUUCCCUCAGUUCAACUUUCUACCGAUGGAGCUUCAAUUAGAUAUCUGGGAGAAGUCAAUGGAAGAAACCCCAGCUGGAUUUGUUCUUCUCUCUGGCUCCGUUCAAAUUCUCCAAGCACCACCAGCUAUAGCACAUGUGUGCAAGGCUUCUCGAGGAGUAGCUCUUAAGUCGAAACGGAUAUAUAAGCUUGAAGAUGGAAGAACAACUUGGUUCAACAAGGAAACUGAUUACUUUCUUUGGGGUGGCUACAACCUUGGCUUGGGGGAGCUAGCGCCAGCCAUCCAAAACAUUGUUAUCCCUCGCCACAUCCUGGACGACCACUCCAAGGCUUGCGAAGCUUUUGAGGUACUCCUCACCGAUUCCAUCUUCAGCGGGCUUCGAAACAUUUUCGUCAAUUUAGAGAACAACUUCACCUUCGUUGAUAAGCAAUGGGGUGCCCUAGUCAACUCUGAAUUAUUCCAGCCCGAGUCCAACACGAUCGUCGUCCCAGAUCUCAAUCUCUACAACAACAGUAUGGAUCGUAUCGAUCGCGUCGUCUCUAUGCUCCCACCACAUGUUGCCCAUUGCUGGAAUCAGCAUAAAGAGAUCGCCUUCAACGAUAUGGACGAUCACUGGUGGGUGGUCUUGGGUGGAGAUGUCAUGUCUGCAUUUCUUUCGACCGUGGCUAGGCUUUGCGGAGAAAUUACCGAAGAACAGUUUGAACAAUUUGAAGCUGGGACCUUGAUGCAUCCAAGCGGAAAUAUCUCAUGGUGGGACUUCUUGUUUGAGAUGGCUCCAAAUGUCUUGCCGACUCAAGUCUUUGCAAGAAUUACGAGCCGCGAGAAAGUCGAGGGGAUUAUCGGGGAGGGAGUUGACCUCCUAUGAAGGACUCUUUAGAGAUUCGAGUGAAGAGUUUACCACACAGAAGCGUACUCUAAUCUGAGGGGACCGAUUUCUCUCAUAGAAGUAGCGUAUCAUGUAUUUGCGGUGUAUUAUUCGAUCAUUAGUAAUGUUUAUUCAAUAAUAUUGCACUUAAAUCUCCAAGAAAAUGCAUAUGAAGAAUAAUAGAGCGUAGGUAGGUGCCUAGGUAGUCAAAGGAUAAUC
Annulohypoxylon maeteangense is the source of this 1779-nucleotide messenger RNA. RefSeq lists its product as uncharacterized. The transcript has 3 exons. The record is from RefSeq and is a predicted model, not a curated record. The coding region runs from base 652 to 1560 and encodes 302 amino acids. Lineage: Eukaryota; Fungi; Ascomycota; Sordariomycetes; Xylariales; Hypoxylaceae.